ACUCUCAAAAAAGUUUGAUCAAACUAACAGUUAUUAAAUAUUAAUAAAACUAAGUGAUUUUUUCAACUCAUUAUAAACUAAAUAAAAUAUUAAACAAAAUUCUUGUUAAAAAUUUGCAAGAAAAAUUAUAAAAAAUCAAUUCAAAAAGUUCUUGCGUUUGAAAUUAUACAAUUUGAAUACCAUACUCACUGCAAACCACAUCAUCUAAUAAUAAUAAUAAAAAAAUAAUAAAAAAAGUCACACUUCGAAAAUUUGCUAAAUCAAAAUCAAAAAUAAAUGAAAUUUUUGGCAACAAAGGAAUUCAUUAUUCUAGUUAGAGAAUUUCAGUAAUUUUAGCAGGUGGCACCAUUGACUAAAGGUUUUGCAAAAAUAAAAUAAAUAAAGUACAUAAGAAUACAAUAUAAAAGAAAUUAUACAAGUAUUUAAAUAAAAAGUAAAAGAAUCAUACAAUUUUCUCAAGACAAUGGAUGAACCUUAAAGAAAAAAAGUGCAAACACUAAAUUGCUUAAGAAAAAAAGUAUUUAUUCUUUAUAAGAGAAAUACAGCAAAUUAAACAAUCUUGAGAAUAUAAAAUAAAUAGACAGCAAAUAAAAAAGUACUAGUGUAACUAGUACCUACCUAAAUAAGUAAUUGAAAACCUUUUAGGCAACAAACGCCUGAUAUUACAACAAAACAAACAAAAGAUAAAUUAUUUUCAAACUUAUCUAGUCCAUAGAAUCUACUUGUGGCAACUGGCAAGAUUUUAAAGUUACCUAAGGCAAGCGAAUAAAAAAAAACUCAAACACAACAACACAUUAAACGUGUCAACCGUUUUUGUAGCCUACGAUUGUUGUUGCUGCUGCUACCACUGCUGAGCGGAGUGUGGACGUGGAGUGUCUGUCAUUCCAAACAUUUCCAACAAACCAGUUGCCAGUAAGUGAUUUUGAAUGGUUUCUGAGGACACCAACUGGAAUAGCAGCGACACAAUGUCCGACACGGACAUGCACGAUUCGAAGAAUGAUAUUUGUGGUGGUGCUUCCAGCUCCAGUGGCAGCUCUGGCACCCCACGAACUAAACCGAAUUGUGCACGUUGCCACAAUCAUGGCUUUAAAAUUAAAUUGAAAGGCCACAAACGCUAUUGCAAGUAUCGCAAUUGUAACUGUGAAAAAUGUCGCCUAACCGCCGAUCGACAGCGUGUCAUGGCCCUACAGACGGCACUGAGACGUGCCCAACAGCAGGAUGAACAGCGCAUAUUACAGAUGCAUGAGGUGCCGCCAGUUGUACAUCCACCACCAGCUUUACUAAAGGCCCACUAUCACCAUCAUCAUCACUUGCAGCAUCAUCUGGCAGAGCAAUUACAUCACCAUCAUCAUCCCCAUUUGGUGGAUGCCACAACAUCAGCAGCUGUUGUGGGUGCUGUACCGCCACAUCAUCACCAUCAUCAUCAUGUGACACAUGCUGCAGCAGCGGCAGCUAUAUCAACAAUACGUUCACCACCCCACAGUGAUCACAGUGUCAAUGGUGGCUCAAGUGCUGGUGGUGGAGGAGGAAAUAAUGGUGGUGGUGGUGGUGGCGGCAACGGUGGUGGAGGAGUCGUUAGCAGUGUUGGCGCUAUUGAACGUAAUGCGGCCGCCUUAAAUGGUAUGGCCAGUAGUAGCAGUAUUGCUUCUAGUUCAACAGCUGGUCCACCGCAUCAUCCCUCACCGGAUCAUCAUCAGCAGCAUAAUAAUCAACAUCACCAUCAUCAUCACCCACAUCCACAUUCAUCGGCCGUACCGCCCACUGCUCAGUCAGUUGAUAGUUCUUGUGAUUCAUCCUCACCAUCGCCUUCGUCUACAUCGGGGGCAAUAUCGUUGCCAGUUAAUCGUAAGAUUGUUCCAGAACAUCAUCAAAAUGGAGCUGAUAUGUCUAUAGGUAAGUUAAUUACUAAACAAUUAUUAAACGACUCCAGUAGACCUUUGAUAUCAUGUAAGUCAAAAAUUAUUGAAAAAUUUAGCUUCCAAUGUUUGUUUUUUAAAUUAACUACUUGCCACAUGACUCCUAAAAGUAAAUUUGCAAACUUUGCCGCUUUAUCUUCUACAUAGUAUCUUCUACAAAAAAAGAAGCAACAAUGAAUAAAAAUGCAGACAAAUUAAAUAAAUAGAUUUUUAAAAAUAUGUACAUAUUCAUUUAACGCAAUGGCAUAUUAACAACAUGUUUUACAAUCAUUUAACGUUCCAUGGUGGCAGACAGACAGACAGACAAUCGAAUGAAGAAAAAAAAAACUAAAAACUCAAACACCGAAGAUAAAAUCCAAAAUAAAAGUGAAACCAAAACAUUCUGUUUAACAAAACAAACCCCGUGACUUUUCAAAAUAAAUCAUAUGAUUUUGUUUUUUUUUUGUGUUUCUGAGUUGCAACAUUGCCGCCAGCCAUAUAAAAUGUCCCUUAUGACUUUGAUAACGAUCUGUAGGCCAGAAAUUAUUUAUAUACUUUUUAUUCAGAUGACAGUCAGCGUGUGUGUAAGAGAACCUCACGAAAAUAUUUAGUUCUUUUUGCAGGUUUUCCUUUGCGCAUAUAAAGUGCAAUAUUAUUAUUUAAAACAAUUGUUAUGUGUUUGCAAUUUGUCUUGUUCUGGGAACUUUUCUAUAAACUAUCUUCUGGCUGUGUGUGAGGAAGACUUUUAGAUUGA
Messenger RNA from Lucilia sericata (common green bottle fly), 2649 nucleotides. It is a transcript of the gene dsx, whose product is annotated as protein doublesex. Lineage: Eukaryota; Metazoa; Arthropoda; Insecta; Diptera; Calliphoridae. Gene Ontology annotation, biological process: sex differentiation; regulation of transcription by RNA polymerase II. Gene Ontology annotation, cellular component: nucleus. The transcript has 3 exons. Bases 927 to 2063 code for a protein of 378 amino acids. The record is from RefSeq and is a predicted model, not a curated record. Gene Ontology annotation, molecular function: DNA-binding transcription factor activity, RNA polymerase II-specific; RNA polymerase II cis-regulatory region sequence-specific DNA binding.